Messenger RNA from Chrysoperla carnea, 3923 nucleotides. RefSeq names its product lysophospholipid acyltransferase 5 (gene nes). Gene Ontology annotation, molecular function: lysophospholipid acyltransferase activity; 1-acylglycerophosphocholine O-acyltransferase activity. Gene Ontology annotation, biological process: lipid modification; phosphatidylcholine biosynthetic process. Gene Ontology annotation, cellular component: membrane. The record is from RefSeq and is a predicted model, not a curated record. The transcript has 3 exons. NCBI's taxonomy places the organism in Eukaryota, Metazoa, Arthropoda, Insecta, Neuroptera, Chrysopidae. The coding region runs from base 318 to 2249 and encodes 643 amino acids.
UGCUUAUAACAUUUGACCCGAGUCAAGCGUGUAGACCAGUAGCGAGAGCACUCUCAAGUGAUCAUUUCAAGUAUUAGUUCACAGAUGGGGUUCAAAGUGUAAUAAAAUCACAGACAGAUUUAUAAUUCAUUCACGAACACAAUUCUAUUAACAUUCUCAUUCUGUCAAACUAAAAAAAAAACAUUCUAAAUAUAAUCGCAACCGCAACAAAACAAUAAAAAAACAUGUGCUUUUAAAAUAAUCUGAUUUGGGUUUGAAAACAUCUAAAACUUUCGGAGUGAUUUCAUUGUUAAAAAAUUCUUAUCUCAAUUCACAAGAUGAAUUUUCCGCAAUGGUUAUGUUUAUCGUAUUGGGCCGUAAUUCUUGGCACGAAUGAAGCUGCUUUACGGCUAAUAUUUACUAUUUUUUUGGGAUAUCCAAACGCAAUAAUUUUUCGCAAAUUCUUUCAUACAAGAUCAAAAUUUUUACGAAAUUUGUAUUGCGCGCUAACUGGACUAAUACUUGGGUACUAUAAUUUUGGAACACAUAUUUUACAUUGUGUGGUAACCGUUUUGGGUACAUAUUUAAUUACACUGAAAAUUGAUGGAAAAUUGGGAGUACUUUGCAGUUGGAUUUGGAACUUGGGAUACUUGUUGGCUGGUUACUAUUGGACGGAAACACAUGACUAUGAUAUUUUAUGGACAAUGCCACAAUGUGUGCUAUGUUUGCGCAUGAUUGGCUUUUCAAUCGAUGUUUACGACUCGUAUUUCAAGGAGUAUCGACAACGGAGCGCUUACAGCUUGAAAAAUAGUGUUAAUCUAUUUCCAAGUUUAACGGAAAUAUUUGGAUUUGCAUUUUUCCCAUCGUCAUUUUUAAUUGGACCACAAUUUAAUUACGCCCGUUACGCGUCCUUCGUUGAAAAUAGUUUUGAUCCUGCGUUUCAUAAUCAACUGCCACCUAGUGUCAAUUAUGCAAUACGUACAUUCUUACGUGGCCUUUUUUAUUUGAUUGUAUCCCAAAUUGGAGCGUUAUGGAUCCCAACCGAUUAUUUGCUAACAUCGGAUUUCGCUAAUUUAUCAAUAAUCACUCGAUUAUUUUAUCUUGGAUGUUGGGGCCGAGCAACUUUGUACAAAUACAUCGCAUGUUGGUUGUUGACGGAAGGUGCAUGCGCCUUGUUUGGUUUAACGUAUAACGGACGUGACAAACAAAAUCCAGAUAAAAUUUUAUGGAAUGGAGUGCAAAAUGUGGAUGUAACACGAUUUGAAACGUGCCACGAAUUUACACAUUACAUCCAAAGUUUCAACUGCAAUACAAACACUUGGGUUGCCGAAAAUGUUUACAAACGACUUAAAGACUUGAACAGCAAAAUGAUCAGCCAAAUUGUUACCCUACUAUUUUUGGCAAUAUGGCAUGGAUUCCAUACUGGAUAUUACGUUACCUUUGUUUUGGAAUUUAUUGUGCUGUAUUUUGAACGUGAAUUUUAUGGCUUGCUGAAAAAACGACCAUAUCUUUUACGCGGUCUUCAAUUCCCAAUACCAAAAUUAAUUUGUUUAGCCAUCAAAAGGAUCUACACUUUGGUCUUUAUGGGCUUCUGUUUGCUACCAUUCGUAUUGCGGGUCUACGAUAAAUAUUCCGUAGCAAUUGCUAACGUCAACUAUGUUGGAUUCAUACUAUUUUGUGCUUGGCCAAUUUAUAAGCCACUUGUACGAUUAUCUUUGAAACCUAUCGAAAAUGCGGUCUUGUCUAUUUGGGGUGAUGUAUUACGAGAAGCAGUCGAAGCGGAGAAACCAAAAGAAAAGUCAAGUCAACCAGCAAAGCAAGAAAAUCAGAAAGCACAGCUGAAAUCAGAAACAAAUUCGGGACUGGGAGCAGGCGUGCGUUAUCGCGGCGACACAUUACAACAACAUUUGGAUCGACUUAAAAGUGAAUUACAUCGAGGCUUGCUUGCAGAGCGCGAUCACUUAAAGAAUGAAUUACAUAUAAGUUUAGAUCGAUUUCUAUCGAUUGAAUCACCAUCGAGUGAAACUAGCUACCAAGAAUAUUGGCGAAAAAUAUUUUUAUUCGAUCAAAAUGGUACCGAACAAUUUGUGCCAAAAUUUCAACUGUCUGAAGACGAGUACACUCAACUAGAAAAACAAUUUACGGAUGAUAUUCAAAGUUUGGGUGUGACGAAUACUCGAGUCAUUUUUAAACGACCUUCGACCUUGAAUAUUCCAAAGACUCAAUCAUCGUCAGAGGCUUUACUGUCAAGUGAACGGAAAGAUCUAUAAAGUUAGGAUUAGGGUUGAGGUUUUGGAUUCGUUUUCAUUGAAUUAAGCUGUCAAAUAUCCGCAUCUGUCUCACCUAUUUUAAGUCGAAUUUUACCGGUUUAUUCAAGGUCCAGAGACUUCAGACCUUUCUAGAUCGAGUCCGUCUGUCUAAUCUCCUGGAUCUCUUCUGGUACACUUCGACUCAAUCACCGUCAGAGGUUUUACUGUAAAGUGAACGGAAAGAUCUAUAAAACUUAGGAUUAGGGUUAAGGUUUAGUUAGGGUUCGUUUUUAUUGAAUUAAGCUGUGAACUCAAAAUUUUAUUUAUUCAAAUAUCCGCAUCUGUUUCACCUAUUUAUUGAUCGUUCGCGUUCAUCAAAAAAUUAUUAAGCUUCGCACGCGUAAAUCAAACAGCUUAGUUCAAUUUUUACCAUUUUUUUUACAUUUAAAUAAAUUAUUUGUUCAUCCAAACAAUUUGUCGCUUAAUCAGAAUAUAUGUUGGCACCAAUACUAGAGAUGGGUGGCGAUGCCCGUUCAAAACUUCGAUUUGACAAGAAAUUCUCAGGUUCUGAUGUCCCAGUCGGAGAAAAUUUUACAUAUGUCAUACAAAGCAUCUAUUGUUCGAAACUGACAAUAGCCUGACGGACACAAUACACUACUUUGGGCGAGAUAUCGUAUUAAACACAAUCGUGGUUUUUGGGUUCGAUCAAAUUGAGUAUUUGUAUAUUUAUCGCCACGCAUAUUUUAGCCUCAUUACUGAACGUAUAUAUUUAGAUUAGCUAGCAUUUUAAUCCUAUCAACUGUUAGACCUAAAUGUAGUUUUUUUGCCCACAACAAAAAUUUACCCUACGUUGGUUUAGCUUCGUCACUUAUGAAUUUCUUCUAUUAAGAUUGACAGAACUUUUUAAAGGUCUGUAGGACGAUUGGAGGGACCGAAUACCCAAAGCGAUUAUUGAUUACCACUAGUAUUCGUUUUACUCAGAUUUCGCGACGAGUUAAGUACUUUGUAUCGGUGCUAACAUAUCUAAACUUUGCUAAAAUAUUUCAAAUAGAUCAAAAUAAAAUAGUCUCAAAUUGUAAAAUCGAUCAUGAAUCUGUGAUAUCAACAAAAUUAGGGCGAGAAUUUUUUCAAAAUUUUCCUAUUUUUCUCAACUAUUUUGAUUUAACACACAUGAACAGUUAGAAAAUUUGAGAUUAGGUGCUAGAAAUAUAUUAUGGUACAUAUUCGAAAAAUGACCAAAGACACUUUCUUGUAUCAUUCCAAAAGACCCAAGGUCUUUUAGCUUCUUCGUGGUACUACAAUCUACAACAAUUUUCAACAAAUUCGGUACUCGAACCUGCACUUCUGGGAUUCAUGCCAAGCGCCAUAGCCAGUUCGGCUAUACGAACUCUAGGCACAGAGUGUAAUUUUUUCAACUCAUCGAAUUUUUUCCUUGGGUUUGGAAAAUUUUUAGCAUUUAUUUAAAACAAAAGUAUUGCAUUUAAAGUCAAUUUUUCCAUUGAUUUUUUUUCUAGUGCCAUAGAAAAAUAAAAAUUACAAAAUAAGCAUCAAAUUUAAAAACAUUACGACAUUCUGGUUUUUUUUUUUUCCUUAAUUAAAGGUGAUUACAAAUUUUGCCACAAAAUUAUCCAAAGUAUAUUACCAAAAAAGAGUAUUGGAUACAUAAAUUUUUUCUAUUGGUAAAACCGUCCUAAU